AUGGGAGAAGCGCCGAUUGAUGCGAACGACGACGAUUUGAUGGGAAUGUUACGUCAACGCCCAACACAAGGCCAUUCCUGCCGUACAAUCGCAACACCCGUGGCGAGCUCUCAAACAGAACGUAGCGAAAUUUGUCGUCAAAUCAACCCCACCGAUGGUGGUGGUCUUGAACUCAGCGAGGUGAGAAUGAUGCCACAGACAGCUCGGCUGUCAGCCAGCCAGCUAGCCCAUCGCUGCCUCUAUCGUAAUUCCCAUCUGAUGAAUAAUGCACCAGCUGAGAGAGAAUGA
This is a messenger RNA of Haemonchus placei, 288 nucleotides long. The record is from the annotation of a GenBank genome assembly. NCBI's taxonomy places the organism in Eukaryota, Metazoa, Nematoda, Chromadorea, Rhabditida, Trichostrongylidae.